Molecule: messenger RNA, 297 nt
Organism: Rotaria sp. Silwood2
Lineage: Eukaryota; Metazoa; Rotifera; Eurotatoria; Philodinida; Philodinidae
Source: the annotation of a GenBank genome assembly
AUGUUUUGUUUUCAAAGAGGAAUUCUUGGUUUUACCAAUGCUCAUCGAUCAGUGUUUGUUGAAGACUUUAAUAAACUACCAGCUGGUGAUCCAAUAGCAUUAUAUGAUCGUAAAGAAUUUUGGAUUCUAAAUGAAGAUGCAUUCGAUGAAAGAUUAAAUGAACUUGAUGAAUAUCGUUUCGUAUAUGAUAAAAGUGGUGAAAUUCAUAUGUGGCGUAAUAAUGAAUCAACCUCUCCAACCAAAACUGUAGCAUAUGCUGAUGCAAGUCAAAAAUUUUAUCCAUUUUUUUUUCCUUAA